Pseudoliparis swirei is the source of this 810-nucleotide messenger RNA. RefSeq names its product transcriptional protein SWT1-like. NCBI's taxonomy places the organism in Eukaryota, Metazoa, Chordata, Actinopteri, Perciformes, Liparidae. The transcript has 4 exons. The record is from RefSeq and is a predicted model, not a curated record. Gene Ontology annotation, cellular component: nucleus. Bases 367 to 810 code for a protein of 147 amino acids.
AGACAUUAUAAUCCAACUUGGAUGGAACAACUUCGUGACCUUAAUGACACCCAGCAACACGAGAGACACACAAGCAGCACAGGGGAGGAUCUGCAGCAAAGGGACCACCGGAAAUCAAACCUUGGCCGCCAUGAUGACGACAUGUGGCACUUGAGUGUGAAUCUAGCCUUUUCAUUUUUAUUUACAACAUUAGCAUUGAAAAGAGCAAAAGUAGUAUUCAUUUAAUCUGAACGAGUCACUUUGUUUUCACAUUUAUUGCUUUUCUUGACAUUUCUUUUCACACACAAUUUAUUGUAAUUCAUUGUGUCAGUUAGCGUAUUAAAUGACAUCUGCAUUAUAUAAAAAAAACGCCAUGGCCGUGUUUACAUGUCGUUUGCUGCUCUGCAGAUGCAGGUGAUGGAACAGCUCACGCGCUCCGGGAGGCGACUGGAGGUGAACGGUCUGCAGGUCUACGCGGAGCUCACCUGCAUGGACAUCGACCCGCCACGGGAGGGCGCUACAGACUCACUAUCUAAACAAGCUCCUCGGCAAGACCUCCUUGUUCUGGAUACAAACGUUCUGAUCAGUCACCUGGAUUACGUGAAGAAGAUCAAAGCCCACGGCCUUGGAGCCGUGGGCUUCCCCAUCGUGCUGAUCCCCUGGGUGGUCCUGCAGGAGCUGGACUCCCUGAAAAAGAGGCGGGGCACGUCGAGCUCCGUGGCCCGCCGGGCGCCUCUCGCCAUGUCGUACAUCAACGCAUGUCUGAAGAAGCGGGAGCCCAAGCUGUGGGGCCAGUCCAUGCAGCAGGACGUCGCCAUCAGCAGUGAGUGA